CAGUCUGUGGACCAAUGAUAUAAUAAAUCUAUGGACUCUGUGGAUCCUAUUUUGUUUUUGAUUUAAAGUCUGAUUGUAAAUGCUAAAUGAAUAAAGUCUCAAUUUAAUAGGUCUAAAGGUGAUAGUUUAAAACUUAAAUAUUUUUACGUUAAUAAAUAAUUGAAACCGAUGUCAGAAACUUCUUUACAAGGAAAUCAAUCCCGUAAGGAAGACCAGCAGUCCAAAAUACCGGAGUCUGUAAAGAAAAUAAUAUCGAUGGAAAAAGAAAAUGAAACCAAUGCUAGUCGAAAGUCUCGAAUCGAUCUCAAUGCACUGCCAACACGCCAAUACCUCGACCAAACAGUUGUACCAAUUUUACUUCAAGGUCUAUCAGCUUUAGCAAAGGAACGUCCGCCCGAUCCUAUAAAUUACUUAGCAGCUUAUUUAUUAAAAAAUAAGAAUACGUUCGAUAGCAAUAACUCUAACUCAAAUAACAAUGCUCCGCAAAAUCCUCAAACAUAAUAUUAGAUAUAACUUAGAUGUAGUUUGUAUGAUACUUUUUAUUUGCCUGUUUAAUGAAUAUUGUAUAAGGGCCGGUUUCACUAGUUGAGGAUAAUUUUUAUCCACUAUGUGACGUAGUUUAUGAAUAGACUUUACAGAAAGGCGUAGAAUAGGCCAUUAGGACCUGUUUCACCUCAAUCAAUAAACUACAACUUCUACAUUCACAUUUGCGAAUAGAAAUAUCUAUAAAUAUAGUGAUGUGAUGGUAAAAGAGAAUAAAGUAUCAAAAUUUUAUUUAUUGGAUACUGUUAUCUGUCAAAUACUAUAUGCACAAAUGGAGAAACGGACCCGAAGAAUACUUAAAAUCACUCAAUUACUCUUGAAAAUACAUUUAAUAAAACUUAUGGAAAAAAUUGGUAAAUAAAGUUUAUACUGAUACAAAAAUGUUCUAGAAUUACUUGAAGUUAGUUUUAAUUCUUUAUUGAAAGUCGGUUCAGGAAUUUAUCUGUUAUUUUUGGCAUAGAAGGUGUAUUAUGUAUGUUUAUUUCAUGUCAAAAACAUAAUUGAUAAAUGUGUAUAUAUUUUGUUUUUAAAACAAAUUAAAUGCAUUGAAAACUUAAAA
This is a messenger RNA of Melitaea cinxia (Glanville fritillary), 1102 nucleotides long. RefSeq names its product protein dpy-30 homolog. The record is from RefSeq and is a predicted model, not a curated record. The transcript has 2 exons. The coding region runs from base 169 to 501 and encodes 110 amino acids. Lineage: Eukaryota; Metazoa; Arthropoda; Insecta; Lepidoptera; Nymphalidae. Gene Ontology annotation, cellular component: Set1C/COMPASS complex.